AUGGCCCCCAAGAAGCUCAACGGCCCGGUAAACGAACUCCGGGCAGGGAUUGCCCUUCCGCCGCACCUCCGUCCUAAGGCCGUCACCAACCCCCUUGAACGUCUCGCCAAGCCGUUCAAGGUCCCCGUCGCGCCUCGCCACAAACUUAACCAUGUUUCGAAGCUCCCAGCUAGAAUGGCACGCACGCGCGCUCCUGUUUCGUACGUGGAGGACCACCAGGAAAGCGACGGGGAUGCCAGUGUUGCGUUCGACGUGUACGGUAGCCAGGUGGUUGUCACCAAGCGAAUCGGUGCCCUUCUGUCCCGCCGGCUUCUCGGAGAAACAGGCGCAAAUGCAGAACUAAAGCUCAUGAAGAGUUUUGCGGUUCCAUUAUCCAAAGACAAAAGGGAUGAAGGUGGGUACAAACCUCCGCCGCCACCGCUAGGCACCAGAAGAAUGCCAGUCCUUGUUCCCCGGGCGCUCCAUGACCCCACUGGCGAGUUUGCCAUUGUGCUUUAUGACCCUACGGUAGACGUUAUUCCCCAACUAGAGGAGGAAAAGAAAGAAGAAACACCCGAAGAGGAAACUGAACAGGCGGUGAAACGCCAUAAAACCCACAAGUCUCUUGCGGAGAUCUUAGGUAUCAAUACGGACCCUAAUGACAUGUCCAAACACCCCAAUGUACCGGUUGUGAUUGACCCAAAGCUCGCCAAAAUCUUGAGACCGCACCAGGUGGCUGGUGUGCAAUUCUUGUACCGCUGUACGGCAGGUUUAAUCGACCCUAGGGCUAAGGGGUGCAUUAUGGCUGACGAAAUGGGGCUAGGAAAGACGCUUCAGUGCAUUGCAUUGCUCUGGACCUUGAUCAAACAGGGCCCUAGGGGUAAGAGAACAAUCGAUAAGUGCAUCAUUGUCUGUCCGUCGUCGUUGGUGAGAAACUGGGCGAAUGAAAUCGUCAAAUGGCUUGGCCAAGGAGUACUCACACCCUUGGCGAUUGACGGUAAGUCAACCAAGCCUGGCGAUUUGAGCAAUGCAUUGGUUCAAUGGGCCAGUGCCAGGGGAAGGAACAUUGUGAGGCCCGUUUUGAUCAUCAGUUACGAGACGUUGCGACGCAAUAUGGACAAGUUGGCCGGCAUAGAGGUCGGGUUGUUGCUUGCCGACGAGGGUCAUCGAUUAAAGAACGGUGAAUCACUCACGUUCACAGCCCUUGACUCGCUCAACUGCGCGCGGAGAGUGAUUUUAUCGGGUACGCCAAUCCAGAAUGAUCUAUCAGAAUACUUUUCGUUGCUCAAUUUUUCCAACCCCGGGCUUCUUGGGUCCAAGCUCGAGUUUAGAAAGAACUUUGAGUUGGCCAUUUUGCGCGGGAGAGAUGCUGAAGCGUCGGAUGCUGAAAGGGCCAAGGGUGAUGCCAAAUUAGCAGAGCUCUCAGGGGUGGUGUCGAAGUUUAUCAUUCGUCGAACCAACGACAUUUUGUCCAAAUACCUUCCGGUAAAGUUCGAGCAUGUGGUAUUUUGCCGCUUGGCUCCAAUGCAAGAACAGGUGUACAACCAUUUCAUCACAAGUCCUGAAAUCAGGAAGUUGAUGAAGGGUGUGGGUUCGCAACCGUUGAAAGCUAUUGGUAUGUUGAAAAAGUUGUGCAACCAUCCAGAUUUACUCGACUUACCGGAGGACGUCGAGGGUUCUGAGGAGUUCAUUCCCGACGACUAUCUGAACUCGUUGCGAGGCGGUGGUGGGAGAAACCGCGAAAUCCAGACUUGGUUUUCCGGUAAAUUUGCGAUCUUAGAGCGUUUCCUUGCCAAGAUGCGGAGGGAGACGAACGACAAGAUUGUGUUGAUUUCGAACUAUACCCAGACGUUGGAUUUGAUCGAGAGAAUGUGUCGGUAUCGAAAGUACGGUGCUCUCAGAUUGGAUGGCACAUUAAACAUCAAUAAAAGACAGAAGCUAGUGGACAAGUUCAAUGAUCCUGAAGGGAAUGAGUUUAUCUUUUUGCUCAGUUCCAAGGCCGGCGGGUGUGGGAUCAACUUGAUUGGCGCUAACAGGCUCAUUUUGUUUGACCCAGAUUGGAAUCCUGCUGCCGAUCAGCAGGCGUUGGCGAGGGUGUGGAGAGACGGCCAGACCAAGAGUUGUUUCAUCUACCGUUUCAUUGCCACAGGCACCAUCGAGGAGAAGAUUUUCCAGAGACAGUCGAUGAAGAUGUCGCUUUCGUCGUGUGUAGUUGACGAAGCAGAGGAUGUUGAUAGACAUUUUACCGCCGAUGGGUUGAAAAAAUUGUUUGAGUUCUCGCCGGAGGCGAUUUGUGACACACAUGAUACAUAUAAGUGCAAACGUUGUCGCAACGGGUCCCAGUUUAUCAAGUCACCAGCAAUGCUUUACGGUGACGCAACAACGUGGAAUCAUAUCAACCACGACGGGUUGGUUAAAUCUGGCGAUAUCUUGCUUGAGAAUGAAGCGAAUUUUGACGAUAUCUCUUUUGCUUUCCAGUUUGUGUCGCAUUGA
This is a messenger RNA of Babjeviella inositovora NRRL Y-12698, 2472 nucleotides long. RefSeq names its product DNA-dependent ATPase (gene RAD54). The coding region runs from base 1 to 2472 and encodes 823 amino acids. Gene Ontology annotation, molecular function: ATP binding; hydrolase activity, acting on acid anhydrides; ATP-dependent chromatin remodeler activity. The transcript has a single exon. Gene Ontology annotation, biological process: double-strand break repair via synthesis-dependent strand annealing; reciprocal meiotic recombination. The record is from RefSeq and is a predicted model, not a curated record. Gene Ontology annotation, cellular component: nucleus. NCBI's taxonomy places the organism in Eukaryota, Fungi, Ascomycota, Pichiomycetes, Serinales.